Pomacea canaliculata is the source of this 5689-nucleotide messenger RNA. Its product is annotated as band 7 protein AAEL010189-like. The transcript is spliced from 8 exons. The record is from RefSeq and is a predicted model, not a curated record. Gene Ontology annotation, cellular component: plasma membrane. Lineage: Eukaryota; Metazoa; Mollusca; Gastropoda; Architaenioglossa; Ampullariidae. Bases 832 to 1674 code for a protein of 280 amino acids.
GGAGCUUGUAGGUGUGAUUGGUUUCGGCGAGAUCGAUAAUCUCUUUGUGAGGGUCCAGAGGAUCGAACAUUCAAUUCUGAGGUAUUCAGCUCACACACUGGUUGCCCACUCCUUCACGUGGUCAGGGAGACGAGGACCGUGCAAAACACCACCAGCAACACUAGUGACACCACACGGCGCCUACUCUACGUCGCUACGUCCUGUGCACGUACAGAACAGAUCGCAUGGUGCGGCUUGAUGUGCCCCACAGGCAACAAAGGUACACGACUGGCAGAACCUAACCGCACACUGGCUGCACACAAAAGCUGUUGACUGGUGUUGAAUCACGGGCCGUGUACAAGUAGGACAUUAGUAGGUGGUUAACUUCAGAGAUAGACGGCCGCAGAUUGCAUCUGUGACGGAUACCCGACUGAUACAGGUAACAUCUUGUGGAGCAAGGUGGGGGCAGUGAACUCACUUUGCCUGAGCUACAUACUGUAGUGAGUGAGAGAGAAAGAGAGAGAGAGAGAAACGAGCAGAAAACAAAAGAUAAAGGAGACUGAAGACAACACACAUCACGUGGUAUAAAUGCCGUGGAGAUAAGCCCACAGCCCGUGACCCGAUCAAGGCUAGCCACAGGAUAUUGCUUGGGAAGGAAACUGUUGCUGGGAAACACGCGCUGAGUCGGAGGCUGCGAACUGAGCUCACCUCUGGUAGUCGUCGGUGUAAAGCACUACGACUUGUGUGUUGCAGUGUUUAGUGUUUGGCUGUGAUGUCGGUAGCUGAGGGUUGAAAGGUUAUCAGUCAGAGGUCAGUAGGAAGACAACCAUCACCUCCUCUUGCGACAACAACAUGUCCUCCACUUCUGUCAACAACAGAGUCAAGCCGGAAGAUGAUGCCAUGCGUAGAGAUGAUGGCGGCGACAUCGGGUGCUGUGGCUACGUGCUGUACGCUCUCUCCAUCUUCAUGAUCGUCAUCACCUUCCCCUUCUCCUUGUGCCUGUGCAUGAAGGUGGUUCAGGAGUAUGAGCGGGCGGUGAUCUUUAGACUGGGGCGUCUGGUGGCCGGCGGAGCCAAGGGACCAGGUUUGUUCUUUAUCAUUCCUUGCAUGGACUCCUACACUAAGGUGGACUUGAGAACAGUGUCCUUCGAUGUUCCUCCGCAAGAGGUCCUGACCCGAGACUCGGUCACUGUCGCUGUGGAUGCUGUGGUGUACUACCGAGUUCAGAAUGCCACCAUGUCCAUUACAAAUGUGGAAGAUUCCAACCGUUCAACGCGUCUGCUGGCAGCCACAACUCUCCGUAAUGUGCUGGGCACAAAGAAUUUGGCGGAGAUCCUGUCAGAACGCGAGACAAUUAGCCACCUGAUGCAGAGCUCCCUUGAUGAGGCUACAGACCCAUGGGGAGUGAAGGUGGAGCGUGUUGAAGUCAAGGACGUGCGCCUGCCAGUCCAGCUCCAGAGAGCUAUGGCUGCUGAAGCUGAGGCCACUCGUGAAGCCCGUGCUAAGGUGAUUGCUGCAGAAGGAGAGCAAAAGGCUUCUCGUGCUCUGAAAGAGGCUGCAGAUGUCAUCUCAGAAUCGCCUGCUGCAUUGCAGCUGAGGUACUUGCAGACCCUCAACACCAUAUCUGCAGAAAAGAACUCGACCAUCAUCUUUCCCUUGCCCAUUGACUUACUGCACAGCUUCCUUAAGAAGUAGAGUACAAAAAAUGUUGAUCAAAGCAGCUGCACAUUUUGUUUUACUCUCUUGUUAUUUUUAACAUGUUGCCCUCUCUUUCUGCCUGAGUAGGCAACCAUCCAGUGUCCACAGCUCUUGAGAAAGUGUUCCGCUCUUAGGCCUCUUCUCAUUUCAGUUUCAAUUGCUCUAGCUUUGAGCUGGUAAAAAUUGUGACAGAACUGGAAGUCUCUCUGCAAAAACAGGCAAUUUGUGUUGUACAUGAGUUUGAGUGGCCUUUAACCUUCUAUUUACUGGUGCCAUCAGUGAAGUAAAAAUUUAAAAGGAAAAAAACAACAGACCAAAAAAACAAAAAACCAGAGCAUGGUAAACUUAAUAGUGAUGUAUAGCUUAUAAAGUACAAUCAAGUUGAUUUAAACCUUGUCUGAAAUGUUGUUAAAGUUUUAUAUUAUAAGAUUUUAUGUUGAUCCUUAUGUUUCAUUCAGACAUAUUAGUAACUUAGCAACACCUGUAAGAGAUUAAUUCAGUGCAUAAUCUAUCCUUUCUUUUUUAAAUUCCUUAAUGAUUACCUUGAUCCGUCUUAUGUUUAGAGAGACAGCUGUGAUUAUUCUUUGCACCAAUUUAAAAUGCUUCUUAUGCCUUUUGUAAGAUCAGUAUAUCCAAGUCUGGACACAAGAUAUGUAUAGAGUGUAUAUUUUACAAACCAAAUGUUCAGAAAAUCUUUCAGCCAGUUUAACCAUCAGCCCCUCUUGGUGCCUUUGCCAAGUCACAACAAUUUCCCUAUAUGUGUGUUGCAAGUUAGCUGGCAGUUGGUUUGGCAGUUUAGAUUCUUAAUGAUGGCAUACAGUAAAUUUACCAUCGGGAUGUACUGGUUCUCCAACAUUGCUGAAGUGAGGAAAGUAUAUUGAUGAAGGAAAAUUAUAAAGAAUUUCUGCUUAAAGCAGAUUUUAUUGUCUCCUUCUGACGUGAGAGCUCUACUUCCAGAUAAGUUUUGCUGUGCAGUUUAAAGGAAUUCAGUGGUAUUCAAAAUAUAUGAUACUUUGUGCUAGUCAUAGAGAUGGUUGCUUCUGGGAGUCAGGCACUGUAGUUAGUAGUCUUGGGAACUGGUCACAGCAAUUGCUAAUAAUUGCUUGUUACUGUUAACAACAAAUGCCAGGAUUAAAACUUUCCCACCGCUACUCGUGUCUUUGAUUAUAAGCUCUGUCUAUGCCAGUUCAAGUUUAGGUUCCUAGAUGGUUGGAGCUGUUUUGUGGCUACUUUCAAAACUAGCUUCCCUAAAGAGUUCUGAGACCUAAAUAUGCUUGUGUGCCUUUGGUAGUCAAGCUGGUCCACUGGACAUUUCUGAAACAAAGCUGAAGCCAGCAGCAGCCUGUAACAUCCUUGGCCAGUGGCAGACCUUGUUUUAUUACAAUGAAUGCUGUACCAUACAGCAAAGAGACAGAUGAAAUCCUUUAGGCCAAGUGUGAAAUUGCUGCAGGAGCAAAUAAUCAGAAUGUCAGACACAGUGUGACAGUGGCACUGUGUCAUAUGAACAGAGGUCCAUCACAAUAUGUAUAAAACACCCUGAUACAUGUAUCUGAUUUAUUUUUAGAAUCAUUUCUCGUCUGUACAUGUAGAUUUAUACCAUUUAAAAGAUUUUGUCCAUCUUGUGGAUGUUUUUGUUUUCAUUAUGUUACCUGCAGUAGAUCCUGUAGCUAUGUCAAGAUAAAGUAGAAUUUUUUUUUAAAUUAUAGUUUUAUUAGUGAGAGUAGUUGAUUAUUGCCGUUAUACACCUUUUGGCCUUGGUGCGUUCACCUGUAAUUUCUGAGGCAGCACACAUUUCACAAAGUCUGACAAAUGUCGUGAAGGCAUUGUUUACUGUUUAAAUAUUCAAAAUGAAUUUUUUUUAAAUGCUUGCUUUCUUUUAUGUUACCAAAAUCUAUGAACAUGUUGUUUAUAAUGUCAUUUUUCUCAAGAAGCAUUGCUUUUUAAAAAGUUUUCUCAUGCAAGGUAUGAACUCAGCUUCUGCUCAACAAUCAAUGGUCAUUAAUUAGAUCAGAAAUUUGUGAGGUUUUUUAAAAUACAUAGUAGCAGUCCGACUACAGACUGCUGACGCCUGCGCCUCUACUUAAUGAUAAAUGAACAUUAACAUCUUUCACAUUUGAUGUACAUCUUUAGAAAAGAAAUCUGAAGGUAAAAAGUUUUGAUUGGAACUUCUGUAAUUUUGUAUUUAGUUUUUCUACAUUCAUGGGAUCAAUGAAACAAAUUACCAGUUCUUUGUAAGUUUUAAUUUAAUUUAUUAGCUGGCAGUUGGUUUGGCAGGUUAGAUUCUUAAUGAUGGCAUACAGUAAAUUUACCACCUGGAUAGUGUCCACUGAUUGAAUAAAAUAAAGUAAAAUAUGGGUAAAAGAUGCUUUUGAUUAUGCAGAAUAAUGAAGAUUUGAUAAAGUUUAUUACCAUUGUAUCAUGUAAUGCCUAUUGUUUAAUAUAACAAACUUCCAAUUUGUACCCACAAUGCUAUUGGUUGAUGGUAUAGCAGCCUGUGCCAUAUAUUUUGUAAAGUUAUCUAUAUUUUUAAAGCAUCUAGAAAGGGAAAGUUAGACUUUCAAAGUUUGAGCUGUUUUUUAAACUAUAUCUUUGACUGUCAGCAUCCACGGAGUUGCUGAUCUGAUGCCCUAUGCUAUUGUGUCACUAUAUCAUAGUGUCUUGGUGGGGUAGAUUUUGGCAUACGAGAGCAGGGAGUUGUCAAUUCAAACUGGUGAUAGUUAGAGAGCUGAAACUAUUGGAAGCCUCAGAUCAGACAGAGCUAUGGUUCUUGUUUUUAGAAAUUUUAAUUAGUAUAAUCUAGUAUUGAAAGAAAUUGCACAUAUUUCAAAACAAAAUGUUGCUAGCAGCCAAACUUCAAUUUAAAAUGGAGCUAGUCAGACUUAAAAUAAAAACGAUUUGUAAAAAAAUUCAGUGUAUAGACAAGUGCAGAAAACAAGUCAACCCAAAAUAGUUGUUCUGUUUUCUUAUAAUGUGGGUGAAAAAUGUGCAUUCUCUAAAUUUAUGCUGGGAAUUUUUUGAAAGAGAACAACCACAUUGUGUCUUACCUUCAACCAGUUUGUACAUAAAUGUGUAUAAUAUACAGCUGUCCUUUUUUUUUUAGAUUUAUGUUGUAAAGGUCUGCUGUAAAUUUACUACUUCCUACUACAUGUAUAAGGAUGUUGAAUGUUCAGUCAAGGAUUUUGCAGGAAGGAGACUGCUACCCUGUCUGCAGCAAGCGACUGUUUUUAUGUGGGUUUUGUGUUUAAUUACCAAAGCUUAACAUCCUUCAGGGAGAGGGGUGGAAGAGUAUGUGUUGUUACAGCUUCUGCAACUUUACACAUUUUGUAUGAAUUCAUUCGCUGAUGAACAUCUAGUAAGAAUUGUACUUGAUUGUAGAUAAGUACACUAUUUGUUGAAUAGUUAACAGAAAGCAUUUACGUAAAUUCGCAAGAGGCUAAGUGUUGGUCUCUGCAGACAGACAUACAGUCCACUUAUACACGUCUGUGGGUUAGUACACUGCAUCCAAACCCAGAGGUGCGCUGGUUCGAUACCCAUGUGACACAGCAACCCUUCUCAAUCAACCCAGUUGUUGGGAAUGGGCAUCUGAUUCCACAGAGUGUUGGAGAAGGUAAAGUAGCAAGAUGGAGAGGAGAAUGGCACUGCUCUCACAAAAACAAAGCAACUAGCCCCAAGAAGAAUGGUUUUUCACCUUGCUUCCCAACAACUUGCAAAAGCUCAGGUGAUGACCUUUACCUUAGAGUUUUGCUGGAAGCUCCUUCAUGACUCUUACCUUUAAUAUUUUCUCAGUAUUUACUUUAACCUUGCUUUACAUUUGUCUCUGUAAAGCAUGGUGAGUCUAGUUUUGGUCAGGGUACAGUGCUCAAUACGUCUCCUGAUUAUCAUUGUUAUUGUCAUGUAUGUGCGUGUGUAUAUAUACAUGUGUGUGUGUCGGUCUGAUUUUGUUUGCUAAGGUAUAUUUGGUAAUUACUGACAACACCUGGUCUUGUGCAUCAAUAAACUGUACCACCUAGUA